AAUAUGUUGGCCACCGAGCUUGGGUGUUUCACGCAGCAGCGUAAAACAGGUGUUGUGGACGAUUCGGGUCAUAGAAUACCUGAUGAAGCCACCAAUCGGAUUUGUUGUGGGGCACGUACGACUAAGGUAUACGUGGCGAACGGAUCUGACAUUACACACGUGUGCGGGGCUAACACGUAUAUGAUCGUGAGUAGGUGGACGACCGUACUGAAUCAUUUCACCUUCACUGAGAAGCAGUAAGUCGCAAGCAAUCCGGAGAGAGAACGGUAGCGAGUUAUAAUCCCAUUUUCUUCCAUCUCUCUCCCGUCGUUAAUGGCGUCUCUCCAUCUUUCUUCCUGAAAUCCUCUCUCUCUCUCUCAUCAAAAUCCCCUUUCUCUUCGCAGCCAUGCCUGGCCUGGUUUCCAUCAAAACCCCUCCCAAAACCCCACCUCUCCAAAUUCUCCUCCCAAACGGCUCAGAUCCUCCCAUCCAAACCCAUCAAGAAGAAGAAGAAGACCGUCCCGCCUCCCAACAAACCAAAUCCAGAUCCCCGAUUCCGAAGAAAACCCCUUCUCCAUCCCCCUCCUCGUCCUCCCGCGUCAGGAAGAAAACCUCGCCACAGCCCGAGAAGUCGAUAUCCGAUGAUUCGUCGCUCGAAAACCCCGAUCUCGGCCCUUUCCUUCUCAAGCAAGCGCGCGAUGCGAUCGCAUCCGGCGGCAACGCCCACCAGGCCCUGGAUUUCGCGAUCCGAGCGUCGAGAUCAUUCGAGCGGUGCGCCGGGGAAGGGGAGCCGAGCCUGGAGCUGGCCAUGAGCCUACACGUGGUGGCCGCGAUCCACUGCAGCUUGGGCCGGUUCGAGGAGGCGGUGCCGGUGCUGGAGCAGGCGGUCGGGGUGCCCGACGUGGCGCAUGGGCCCGACCACGCGCUUGCGGCCUUCUCUGGGUUCAUGCAGCUUGGCGACACGCACUCUAUGCUGGGGCAGAUGGAACGGUCCAUCGCGUGCUACGACGCGGGGCUGAAGAUCCAGAUGGAGACGCUGGGGGAGACGGAUCCGAGGGUCGCGGAGACUUGCAGGUACCUUGCUGAGGCCUAUGUCCAAGCAAUGCAAUUCGAUGAAGCUGAGAAUCUCUGCCGGAAGACCCUUGAAAUCCACCGUGAGCACAGUGCUCCAGCAUCUCUAGAAGAAGCUGCAGACCGCCGGCUCAUGGCCCUCAUCUGCGAAGCCAAGGGUGAAUUUGAAUCUGCACUUGAGCACCUUGUCCUUGCCAGCAUGGCUAUGAUUGCCAAUGGCCAAGAAAAUGAAGUUGCCGCCAUUGACGUUAGCAUUGGCGACAUCUAUCUCUCUCUUGGUCGAUUUGAUGAAGCCAUCUUCUCCUACGAGAAGGCCCUCACUGUUUUCAAAUCUACCAAGAGUGACAAUCACCCAUCAGUGGCCUCAGUCUUCGUACGCCUUGCUGACCUCUACUACAAGACUGGCAAGCUCCGUGAGUCCAAAUCCUACUGCGAGAAUGCCCUCAGAAUUUAUGCGAAACCCGUGCCCGGUACCACUGCCGAGGUGAUCUCCAACGGGCUGACUGAGAUUUCAGGAAUCUAUGAAGCCAUGAAUGAACCCGAGCAGGCAUUGAAGCUCUUGCAAAAAGCAAUGAAGCUAUUGGAGGACACACCUGGGCAGAGGAGUACGAUUGCUGGGAUUGAGGCGCAGAUGGGCGUGCUGUUUUACAUGGUUGGGAGGUUUGCAGAGGCAUGGAGCUCCUUCGAUAGUGCUGUGGCAAAGCUCAGAGCCUGUGGGGACAGGAAAUCAGCAUUUUUUGGAAUUGUGCUGAACCAGAUGGGAUUGGCAUGUGUACAGCUUUACAAGAUAGAUGAAGCAGCUGAGUUGUUUGAAGAAGCAAGAGGGAUUCUGGAGCAGGAGUGUGGGCCACACCAUCCAGAUACUCUUGGCCUGUAUAGCAAUCUCGCAGCAACUUAUGAUGCCAUGGGCAGGGUAGAAGAUGCAAUUGAAAUCUUAGAAUACAUCCUCAAAGUGAGGGAAGAGAAACUUGGGACAGCAAACCCCGAUGUGGACGACGAAAAGAAAAGGCUGGGUGAGCUCUUGAAGGAAGCUGGUAGAUCCAGGAACAGGAAAGCGAAAUCGCUUGAGAAUCUCCUCGGUUCCAACUCUCAGAGGAUAAAGAAAGACGGAACAAGGAGAUGGUCUGGUUUGAGUUUCAGAACCUGAAAAUGAAUCCCUCUCCACCUCUGUAACAUACAUAGUAAGAAACGUGUAAAGGUUGGGAUGGGAAAUCGGCUGGCUUCCUGCUUUCUGAGCUUAUUUUUAUCCUUCAUUUGUUUCCGUCCUCUAUAUUGUUUAUUUUUUGAACAUUUGUGUUAUGGUUGGAGCUCGCAUAUAGUUUAUAUUUUCGGGUAUGUAUGCUGAAUAAGUAUUUAAUCGUUUGCCUCUUAAUCCAUUGUAUAUCUUCAUUCCCGCAUGAUUUGAAACUCUUGUAUGGAUGUUUUCAAUAUUGAAAGAGAAACCACUGCAAACUAGUAAUGAGAUUACAGUUCUUUUAAACUCA
Messenger RNA from Magnolia sinica, 2534 nucleotides. Its product is annotated as protein KINESIN LIGHT CHAIN-RELATED 1-like. The record is from RefSeq and is a predicted model, not a curated record. Gene Ontology annotation, molecular function: protein binding. NCBI's taxonomy places the organism in Eukaryota, Viridiplantae, Streptophyta, Magnoliopsida, Magnoliales, Magnoliaceae. Bases 386 to 2197 code for a protein of 603 amino acids. The transcript has 3 exons.